This is a messenger RNA of Aaosphaeria arxii CBS 175.79, 2084 nucleotides long. RefSeq lists its product as uncharacterized. NCBI's taxonomy places the organism in Eukaryota, Fungi, Ascomycota, Dothideomycetes, Pleosporales. The record is from RefSeq and is a predicted model, not a curated record. Gene Ontology annotation, molecular function: zinc ion binding; DNA-binding transcription factor activity, RNA polymerase II-specific; DNA binding. Bases 93 to 1928 code for a protein of 611 amino acids. Gene Ontology annotation, biological process: regulation of DNA-templated transcription; DNA-templated transcription. The transcript has a single exon.
CAAAUGCAAAUGUCUCAAAACAUCCAUCUUUAUCGUUCGACGUCGGGCUCUACUCCACUCUGUACACCACCACCACCGCUGAUAUCAUCGCCAUGCCUUCCCCGGAGAGAGUCACCGCUCAGCGGCCCGCACCACUGGCCUGUCUCGAGUGUCGCCGAACGCACCUGAAAUGCGAUGCCGCGACACCCAUCUGCGGACGCUGCAACUCUCGAGGACUACCCUGCUCCUACACCUCAUCGAAACGAGGGACACGACGGGGCACAAAGCGAGCGAAUCCUGAUGCCGACCAACUGGAUACGAGUCGCAAAUCGCCCUGCUUCAUCUCCGAACCGACUCACUGGAUCACGGAUGUCGGCGAGUUUGGCCUCAAUGCUUCGAUAGAUGCUCAGACGUCUUCAGGCAUCCAUGUCCGACAUGCUCAAGAUACCCCACCGGCACUACCUGUCGCUCGGGAUGCUGCGUCCAUUCGAAGGGAUGCCGGACCACAGCAGCAUCGUGUCGACGACGAGCAGCUCGUCAAUCUGUACUAUCUGAACUUCCACAACAGCCAUCCGAUUCUACUGCCAGGAUGCUUCUACUGGGAACGGAGGUACCCGCGAUACCUCAAGGCCGUGGUUGAGUUCAUAGGGAGUCACUUCUCUUCAGCGACACCCAGUGCUACGCUACGAGAUGCCACGGCAAGAGAACUCGCACAAGGAGACCAGAACACGACGGAGAUGGUGCAAGCGCGGAUCCUGUACACCAUCCUCCUCUUCGCGCGGAACGAAGUGGAUGAGGGCCAGCAGAUGCUCGACGCAGCAGUGAAGAUGGCAGUAUCUCUCGGCCUCCAUCGUCGUGACUUCGCCGCCUCCCACUCGAAAGGCGAUGCAAGAGAAGAAGAAAGCCUACGUCGAACAUGGUACGAACUGUACAUCACAGACGCCUGCGUCGCCGCACUCCAGCGUAAAUCCACCUUCCCAACCCAUACCAUCAUCGCGGACGUCCUCCUCCCCUGCGAAGACUCGCUCUACUCCUCCGAAGUCUUCCUCUACACUGCCCCCUCCCUCAGCACCUUCGAAAGCAGCAUCUUCUCCGACCACGAAACCACCUUCUCCUCCUCCGCCUACCGCAUCCAAGCCGCCCACCUCCUCGGCCGCGUCGUCACCAUGACCAGCAACCCCGACAGCGACGGCGACAGCAACGCCCACACCCCGAUCAUCCACCGCGACCGCAUCCAAUCCCUCGACAACGCCCUCGCCGCCUUCCUCCACCAUCUCCCCGCCUCGAAAACCGAGCCCGAAAUCGUCAACGCAUACGGCUCAGAGCCAGACGAACUCAUCUUCUCCGCCCACGCCCUCCUCCAACACGCCACCAUCCUCCUCCACUUCCCGCGCGGCAACCUCUCCUCCUCCGUCCCACCCACCACGCACCUCCCGGGGGGCCACUCCGCCCGCUCCGUCUGCCCCUGCACCCGACAACACGUGCACUCGGUGAAAGCGGUCGACGCGUCACGCACGAUCGCCAUGCUCGCCGCGCUGCGGUGCCCCGUGCAGCGGCACUCGCCGUUCUUCGUGUACCCGCUCGCGCUCUCCGCCGUCGUGCAGUUGUCGGCCGGGAUGAUGCAUCUGCGCGCGGGGAGGGGGUGUCUGGCGCAGCAUUACGAGCGGGUCAAGUUGAUCCAUGGGGUUUUGAGGUCGUUGGGGAGGUACUGGGAUGUUGCGGGUGUGGUGCUGAGGGCGCUGAAUAGGACUGCUACGGCGGUUUUCCAGCCGCUGUUCGGUAGUGGUGAGGGGGAGGUGGGAGAUGGUGGGUAUGCUGCUGCUGCUGUUGUGGAUGCGGCGGCGGUGUCGUCGGAGACUAUGGCGGGGAGUGUGCAGUGGUUGGAGGGUCUUGAUGGGUUGGAUUUGUCGGGGAUGAUGGGGUUGGAUGCAGAUUGCUUCUGCUUGUAAUGUAUGGGAAGUAGUGCUGGAUAAGUCCGUAGUGACUGGCUAGUGGAGAAUUGCUGGUUGUAUAUAAAUACCCUACUCAUGUUCCGACAGCUAUGCGAAAUGCAAUUUAUACAGAUAUGAAUUCGAACAUACCGCACCACCACCAAAAGUACUUCA